This is a messenger RNA of Astrephomene gubernaculifera, 2144 nucleotides long. The record is from the annotation of a GenBank genome assembly. Lineage: Eukaryota; Viridiplantae; Chlorophyta; Chlorophyceae; Chlamydomonadales; Astrephomenaceae.
CUCUUCUCUAUCCUCACCUGUCACCACUUCACAUUCAAUAUAUUUUUCAUAUAAUUUAUGCAACGGCAGCUUGCCACCUGCGGAUAGAGCAUGGCCUUCCGUUUCACCUGCAUUGGCCUCCUGGCCCUUUCCCUAUAUAUAGCAGCCGUUGAAGGGAAUUGCUGCUCUGUAAACGAGAGCAGACUAUGGAGCAGAAACGUGCAAGGUUUACUACCGUCCGCAGCUGAAUGGCUAAAGCCAGUUCUAGGCUACAAGUUCUAUUUGCCAGAAAUAAACUUGAAAGGUUCAAUGGGGUACCUUGGGUCUUCUAUCCGGCUUCGACAGUUCACCUCUGACCUCUUAAGCGGGUCUCGCCCCUUAAGAGUUGGAGUCGUGGGCGGCAGCAUCAGCGUCGGAGAAGGGAGCUCAAGGCGUCACGUUACAGACUGGUUCUCGGUUUUUUCUAAUUGGCUGGGAUCAAUUGCAAAGGCCAAUGUGACCUUCGUCAAUGGGGCAGUCGCCGGGACUCCGUCUUCGUACAUGGCUAUGUGCCUCAAUGUCCACCUUCCGCGUGACAUGGACCUGGUCUUUCUCGAGUACGUUUGGAAUGACCUAUACCAAGACAGGCUGAUAAAUAACCAGGUGGUUAUGAACAUGGAGCGCCUCAUACGGCGCAUCCUGAACUUCCCAAGGCGCCCUGCUGUUGUUCUCAUGCAAGUUGCCAUUGUUGGUGACCACAUGGAAACGGCCCCUUUCUAUCGCACGAGUGAGGACCUCGAGGGUGCACUUGCAGCAUUCUAUGACGCGUCCUACCUUUCGAUGCGGAAUGCACUAUACCCUCUGGCGGUUAUGCACCCGACGGCCGGCUACUCCUGGAACGAAACGUUUAUUAAUCACCACCCCGGCGAUGCUGGUCAUAAGAUCAUGGCAGACAUGGCUGCCUACAUGAUCCAGCAGGCGGCUAUCAGCAUCGUGCUUAAUCCCAUUAGUUAUCCUGAGCUCUCAGUGCAUAGCUUGCCACUUGCGGCGCCCAUGUAUCCUGGCAACGAGAUACCACCAGGAGUGGUGUGUUCUUCAGGGAGGUCCUUUACUGAGCAUGUCUUAUCAAACCUUGGGUGGGAGUGGAGGAACGAGGGAACACCAUGGAAGCCGAAAUGGGGCUUCGUAACUUACACGCCCGGUAGCAAGUUGACUUUGCGGGUAAACACUCUCCGCCCAGCUAUCGACCCCACUGCACGCAUCCCAGUUCUGAUUCAUUACCUGUCAUCGUAUGACAAGAUGGGGACUGCACUACUUACGUGCUCAGCGGGCUGUGUCUGUGAUCCAAAGGAAGUUGACGCGACGAGUGAACGACGAGUCUCCCAAGUAUUUUUCGCACAAAUUAAGGCGUCACAGUCAGAAACGUGCGAUGUUACCGUCACCCUUCUCCAGAAGACAAGCAGCGGUGGCUACCAUUUUAAGGUGUCGGGUGUUGUGGUCAGCGCCUCAGACGUCAUCGACAGCAUUUUCUUUGUGGAAGAAAUAUAUGCGAAAAGAAAUGAAAGCAAGGCGCUGUUGAACGAAGGCGCUAGAUAGGUAGCGUCCUACAUGCGAGGACGUCAGCUGUUUGUCACAUACGCAUGGUCAAGACGUGUAUUUUAUUCAUGUAUUGGGUAAGGAUACUGUGGCGGUUUAGAGGGUAGUUACAUGUACUUGUGUUCACCUGUUGGUCUGUGUCGGAUGUCCAUGGCAGUCGUAACAGUAAUCACGUGUACCUGCGGUUACUCGUCGGUUUGUAGCAGAUGUUUUUGUAUAGCGAAUUGCAUGAACGGACGUCCCAUGGGUAGGUUACCGGUUGCCGGUCAGCAGGGCGAGGGAACGGAGGGUCAGCGAGGCUUCCAUUGCUGUCGUUAGCUCGGAGGGGUUGUCAGGGGGGCAUCAUUUGGCGCGUUGAGUAGUGUCUCGUUGAGUUUUAGGGCUUAACAAGCCUCAGCGGGUUAACCGCUGGCCUGUUGGUUGUGGUGAACGGUUUUUUGCUUCACCGCGAGCUUGUGAGUAGGAAGCGGCUAGGUUUCCUUGGUUCUGGACCUUUUACAGCAACAGGUGGCCAGUAGUGCCGGCUGGGGUCGGUUAGGGCAUACCGAACCCUAUAUAAUCUCUUGAUACUGGACUUCGAUUAUCGCACA